Lobosporangium transversale is the source of this 2709-nucleotide messenger RNA. Its product is annotated as MCM-domain-containing protein. Gene Ontology annotation, molecular function: 3'-5' DNA helicase activity; ATP binding; single-stranded DNA helicase activity. Gene Ontology annotation, cellular component: nucleus; MCM complex. Gene Ontology annotation, biological process: mitotic DNA replication initiation; double-strand break repair via break-induced replication; DNA replication. The transcript is spliced from 9 exons. The record is from RefSeq and is a predicted model, not a curated record. NCBI's taxonomy places the organism in Eukaryota, Fungi, Mortierellomycota, Mortierellomycetes, Mortierellales, Mortierellaceae. The coding region runs from base 43 to 2709 and encodes 888 amino acids.
CUCUUCUUCAAUUACUCUUCUCAGCAAGGAACUAGAAUCUUCAUGGCUGAUCGCAAGCGCCAGCGAGAUGACAAUGAUGUCACUACGCCUUCGAGGAAUCCAGCGAGUUCACCCAUCCUCGGCUCAUCGCCUCCAUUACCUUCCUCUGACUUGGAGGACAACGGCGUACUUGAAGACGAGAUGAUUUCUGACCUCGAGAAUGAGGACCUGGAGGGAGAAGGAGAAGACCUUUUUGGGUCUGACAUGGAAAAUGAUUAUGUUCAGAAUGUGAAGCUCGAUGCGUACGAUCCUAAUGACAUUGACGAUGAAGAAUUUGAGCACAUGGACCCUAGACAGCGUGCGGAAGUAGAGGCGCUUUUGGCGAGACGAGAUGCCGAGCGUGCUAGAGCCCUCGGAAGGAUCCCUGAGGCAUUUUUGGAUGAUGAUACGGAUCUAUUGAACGUCACCCACCGUAGGAGGCGCGUUUAUGAGCAAGAUUUAAUGGAAGAUGAUUUGGAUGAUAUGUCUAACGUCAUCUUGGGGCCUGAGCAACUGAGCGAUCAUAAGGGCUUAUCAAUUUCAGAAUGGGUUACAAAGGAAUUAACCCGCCGCACCAUCAUGUCAGAGUUCAGGAGGUUUUUAUUGGAGUAUGUCGAUGCGAAUGGAGAAUCUGUAUACGGCCCGUUGAUCAGAGCACUCGGAGAGGCGAACAAGGAGAGCUUAGAAGUCAGCUAUCGUCACCUAUCAGAUGCCAAGCCAACUCUUGCUUACUUUGUUGUCAACGCUCCUCAAGAAAUUUUGAAAAUGUUUGAUGCUAUUGCCUUUGAAGUCGUACAGAUGGAGUAUCCAGACUAUGGACGAAUUCACUCAGAGAUUCAUGUCCGUAUCACAGAACUUCCUAUUGUCUCCACCCUUCGUGAUCUUCGUCAAGCAAACUUAAACUGUUUAGUGCAGGUUACAGGAGUUGUCACACGGAGGACGGGCGUCUUUCCUCAACUGAAAUACGUAAAGUAUGACUGUGUCAAAUGUGGGGCUCUUCUUGGGCCAUUUUAUCAGGAUUCUCAGACAGAAAUUUCAAUUGGCAGCUGCACCUCCUGUCCCUCAAAAGGGCCGUUUACAGUCAACUCUGAACAGACCAUUUAUCGUAAUUAUCAAAAAAUGACCCUCCAGGAGUCCCCAGGCACAGUCCCCGCAGGUCGUCUACCUCGCCAUCGUGAGGUCAUCCUUCUCUGGGAUCUCAUUGAUAGCGCUAAACCAGGAGAAGAAGUAGAAAUUACGGGCAUUUACAGGAAUAACUUUGAUGUGGCACUCAACGCAGCAAACGGAUUUCCUGUCUUCGCUACAAUUCUGGAAGCCAACUAUAUAAACAAGAAGCAAGAUGUCUUCGCCAGCUUUAAAUUGACAGAGGAAGAUCGUAAAGAGAUUCUUCGUCUCGGAAAGGAGGAGAAUAUUGGGAAGAGGAUCAUCAAAAGUAUUGCGCCUUCGAUUUAUGGCCACGAAGACAUCAAAACAGCUAUUGCUUUAUCAUUGUUUGGUGGUGUACCCAAGGAUCCUCAAGGAAAACAUCGCCUUCGCGGAGAUAUCAAUGUCUUAAUGCUAGGAGAUCCAGGAACAGCGAAAUCUCAGUUCUUGAAAUACGUGGAGAAGACUGCACACAGGGCCGUUUUCACGACAGGCCAGGGAGCCUCUGCUGUCGGUUUAACAGCUUCAGUCAGAAAGGAUCCAAUUACGCGUGAGUGGACAUUGGAGGGAGGCGCAUUGGUGCUUGCGGACAAGGGUGUGUGUUUGAUCGAUGAGUUUGAUAAAAUGAACGAUGCUGAUCGUACUAGUAUCCACGAAGCCAUGGAGCAACAGAGUAUUUCAAUUUCUAAGGCUGGUAUUGUUACAACACUGCAAGCCCGCUGCUCUAUCUUGGCAGCUGCUAAUCCAAUCCGUGGUCGCUACAAUCCAGCAGUAACAUUCUCGGAGAAUGUUGAAUUGACGGAACCCAUCUUGUCGCGUUUCGACGUUCUUUGUGUUGUCAAGGAUACUGUUGAUCCUACUGUGGAUGAACGUCUGGCCAACUUUGUUCUCAAUUCACAUCUUCGAAGUCAUCCUCAAUUCUCACCUGAACAAGAUCAGCUUAGUAUGACACAGCAGGCUGAUGAUGAUAUUAUCCCACAGGACAUGUUGCGCAAAUAUAUUAUGUAUGCUCGGGAUAAAAUUCAACCUAAAAUUCACCAAAUGGACCAGGACAAGAUUGCUCGUCUGUAUGCAGACCUUCGUCGAGAGUCAUUGGCUGGAGGCUCCAUCCCAAUCACAGUUCGUCAUUUGGAAUCGAUGAUCCGUAUGUCGGAAGCGCAUGCAAAGAUGCAUCUGCGGGAAUAUGCUCGUUCAGACGAUAUUGACAUGGCGAUCCGAGUCAUGUUAGAAUCAUUCUUCAGUGCACAAAAGUUCUCUGUGAUGCGCAAUUUGAAGAGGGCAUUCAAUAAAUACCUGACAUUCGCCAAGGAUAGCAACGAGUUGCUGUUCUCAAUCUUGAACGAUAUUUUAAAGGAACAUCUGCGAUUCCUGCAGAUCAAGAAUCCACGUAGUGAUAUUCGAUUGGUUACAAUUGAGUUGGUAGAACUAAAGGAUCGGGCGACAUCUCUGGAGAUCCAUGAUAUCCAGCCGUUCCUAACAAGUAAGCUCUUUGCGUCAGGAGGAUACCGGUUCAACGCCGUACGUGGUGUCAUUGAACGACCCUUUUAA